AUGGCAGCCGCAACAACACCAACAACAACCGCCGCCGCCGCCGCCGCCGCAAGUCAGACAACAGCAACAGCAACAACAUCAUCGACGUUCGACGCAUCCACCGUGCCGCGCGACCCCGUCCCGCGCAACCCGGUGCCGCUGUCGGCGGGGCAGGAGCAGCAGGUGCGCGACUUGUACCACAAGCGGGUGAGGCAAAGGUGCGCGGAUGAGGUUAAAGAGUUCGCCUCCUGCGCCCUCAAUCGCACCAUCAGCGCAACAUGGGCGUGCCGACAGCAACGACUAGCCAUGAACACCUGCAUGGUGGCGCACGCGACGCAGGAAGAGCAGGACCGCGCGCGGGAAGAGUGGUUCGCGACGCGGGAGCUGCGCAAGCGCGAGCGGGAAGAGAAGGAGAGGAAGCGCAUCGAGCAGGAGAAGUUCCACCGCGAAUGGUGGGGUUUGGACGAGCAAGGGAAGAGGAAGUUCGAGAAGAAGUGA
This is a messenger RNA of Diplodia corticola, 477 nucleotides long. Its product is annotated as cytochrome c oxidase biogenesis protein cmc1-like. The transcript has 2 exons. NCBI's taxonomy places the organism in Eukaryota, Fungi, Ascomycota, Dothideomycetes, Botryosphaeriales, Botryosphaeriaceae. Gene Ontology annotation, cellular component: mitochondrion. The coding region runs from base 1 to 477 and encodes 158 amino acids. The record is from RefSeq and is a predicted model, not a curated record.